CCGAGCCGAGCCGGGCCGGGCGGGCCGGGCGCGCAGGCAGGUGGAGCUCGCGCUCCGCCGGGCCCCUGCGGUCUCGGCAGCCGUUUGCAUUUCCUGAAACCGGAUCUGGGCGUCGGAGCCGCCCCCGGCCGGCCGGGCGGGCGGGUGCUCAGCCAUGGCCCUGCGCAAGGAGCUGCUCAAGUCCAUCUGGUACGCCUUCACCGCGCUGGACGUGGAGAAGAGCGGCAAGGUGUCCAAGUCCCAGCUCAAGGUGCUGUCCCACAACCUGUACACGGUACUGCACAUUCCACAUGACCCGGUGGCCCUGGAGGAGCAUUUCCGGGAUGAUGACGACGGCCCCGUGUCCAGCCAGGGCUACAUGCCGUACCUCAACAAGUACAUUCUGGACAAGGUGGAGGAGGGCGCGUUCGUUAAGGAGCACUUCGACGAGCUGUGCUGGACCCUGACGGCCAAGAAGAACUACCGGGUGGACAACAACGGGAGCGGAGCCCUCUCCAACCAGGACGCCUUCCGCCUCUGGUGCCUCUUCAACUUCCUGUCCGAGGACAAGUACCCGCUCAUCAUGGUUCCCGACGAGGUCGAAUACCUGCUGAAGAAGGUCCAGGGCAGCAUGAGCCUGGAGGUGGGCCCGGGCGAGCUGGAGGAGCUGCUGGCCCAGGAGGCUCAGGCCGCCCAGACCGCAGGGGGCGUGAGCGUGUGGCAGCUCCUGGAGCUCUUCAACUCCGGCCGCUGUCUCCGAGGCGUGGGGCGCGACACCCUCAGCAUGGCCAUCCACGAGGUCUACCAGGAGCUCAUCCAGGAUGUGCUGAAGCAGGGCUACCUGUGGAAGCGCGGGCACCUGAGGAGGAACUGGACAGAGCGCUGGUUCCAGCUGCAGCCCAGCUCCCUCUGCUACUUCGGGAGUGAAGAAUGCAAGGAGAAGAGAGGCACGAUCCCACUGGAUGCGCACUGCUGUGUGGAGUUGCUGCCGGAACGGGAGGGAAAGCGCUGCGUGUUCUGCGUGAAGACGGCCUCCCGCACCUACGAGAUGAGCGCCUCGGACACGCGCCAGCGCCAGGAGUGGACGGCUGCCAUCCAGACGGCGAUCCGGCUGCAGGCUGAGGGCAAGUCGUCGCUCCACAAGGACCUGAAGCAGAAGCGGCGCGAGCAGCGCGAGCAGCGGGAGCGCCGCCGCGCCGCCAAGGAGGAGGAGCUGGUGCGGCUGCAGCAGCUGCAGGAGGAGAAGGAGCGGAAGCUGCAGGAGUUGGAGCUGCUGCAGGAGGCGCAGCGGCAGGCCGAGCGCCUGCUGCAGGAGGAGGAGGAGCGGCGCCGCAGCCAGCACCGCGAGCUGCAGCAGGCGCUGGAAGGACAGCUGCGGGAGGCCGAGCAGGCCCGGGCCUCCAUGCAGGCCGAGAUGGAGCUGAAGAAGGAGGAAGCCGCCCGGCAGCGGCAGCGCAUCCAGGAGCUGGAGCAGAUGCAGCAGCGGCUGCAGGAGGCGCUGCAGCUGGAGGUGAAAGCGCGGCGCGACGAGGAGGCGGUGCGCCUGGCCCAGACCAGGCUGCUGGAGGAGGAGGAGCAGAAGCUGAAACAGCUGCUGCUGCUGAAGGAGGAGCAGGAGCGCUACAUCGAGCGCGCGCAGCAGGAGAAGCAGGAGCUGCAGGAGGAGAUGGCGCUGCAGAGCCGCUCGCUGCAGCAGGCGCAGCGGCAGCUGGAGGAGGUGCGGCAGAACCGGCAGCGGGCCGACGAGGACGUGGAGGCUGCCCAGCGGAAGCUGCACCAGGCCAGCACCAACGUGAAACACUGGAACGUCCAGAUGAACCGGCUCAUGCACCCGAUUGAGCCUGGAGACAAGCGGCCCGCCACCAGCAGCUCCUUCACAGGCUUCCAGGCCCCGCUGCUGGCCCGCCGGGACUCCUCCCUGAAGCGCCUGACCCGCUGGGGCUCGCAGGGCGACAGGACCCCCUCCCGGAGCAGCAGCGAGCAGCAGCCGAAGCCCCUCAACGGUGCCAGCGAGGCGGCCCAGCCCGCACCCGCCGCUCAGGAAGGCCAGCCCGAUCCACCACCGGAGCACGAGCCCGUGUGAGCCACUCGGCCUUUGGCGCGCCAGGGCCCGGUCACAGUGGGGCUGUGCGUGACGUCAGCCCCUGCGGAAGGGGGACCUGAGGGCCCCCCCCAACCCAGGAGGCAGCCCAGAUGGAACCCGGUGGCACUCGGUGCAGCGUCAGACUCCAUCCACAGCAUGGGGGUUCUCUGGGCUCCCUGCGACUGCACCCCACGCCUUAGCCCCGAGGGCCCCGGCUGCAGCCCUGGGACAGAAGAAAUCGCGGCCCAGCGUGGGGCCCCGCCUCCCAGGGCGAGGAGGCCUGUUUCCAAAUAAAAACUGCUCUUGGAAUUACAUCGUGGCCACAUCUGCUCCCGGCUGCCGCUGCCACCGCUGUCCCCCUUCUUCCUCGCUCUGUAGCUGCGCGGGUCCCGGUCCCAGGAGGAAGGGUGCUGCAGGGGCUCACGGGAAGGCGCUCCGCCACUGGCUGGCCGGCUGACUUCUGUCCAGCUUCGUCAUCUCUGCACUUCCGUUCGGCUGUGCUUGGUAGCUCAGAGAUAGUGAUCGUGCCCAGGGGGGUGUUUGUGGGAUUGUCGUAAGGAGGAUGUAGUUGGCAUAUAAGCCACUGCUGUUAGUAGUAUCACUCCAGAAGUUCUUGUGUUUUUUGUAGGUUUUUUUUUUUUAGCUUUUUGGGUUGGGUUGGAGCAAUGGUACAGUGGGUAGGGCGUUUGCCUUGCAUGCGGCCGACCCAGGUUCGAUUCCUCCACCCCUUUCAGAGAUCCCGGCAAGCUAUCGAGAGUAGCUCGCCUACAUGGCAGAGCCUGGCAAGCUACCUGUGGUGUAUUCGAUAUGCCAAAAACAGUAACAACAAGUCUCACAGUGGAGAUGUUACUGGUGCCCACUUGAGCAAGUCAAUGAGCAAUAGGAUGACAGUGACAGUGACAGCUUUUUGGGUCACACUCGGCAAUGCUCAGGGGUUUCUCCUGGCUCUGCACUUAGCAAUCACUGUUGGCGGUGCUCAGGGGACUACAUGGGAUGCCAGGGAUUGAAGCCGGGUUGACCGUUUGCAAGGCAAAUGUCCUACCCGCUGUGCUAUCAUUCCGAACCCCUCUCCAGAAGUUAUCAAACGCCCAAAGAUAAUGCAGGGGUGAAGGUGUUUACCUUGCACACAGCCAACCCCGAUUCAAUCCCUGGCAUGACAUAUGAUCCUUCAAUCACUGCCAGCCCUGAGCACAAAGCCAGGAGUACUGUGUUCUGCUGGAGGUGACCUAAAACAAGACAUAAAAAUACCUUUGGGUGGGGACCAGAAUGAUAGCCCAGUGGGUAGGGCGCUUUCCUUGCAUGCAGAUGACCUAGGUUUGAUCCCCGCCAUUCCAUAUGGUCCCCCAAGCACUGCCUGGAGUGAUUCCUGAA
Molecule: messenger RNA, 3433 nt
Organism: Sorex araneus (European shrew)
Lineage: Eukaryota; Metazoa; Chordata; Mammalia; Eulipotyphla; Soricidae
Gene: DEF6
Product: DEF6 guanine nucleotide exchange factor
Exons: 11
Coding region: 155-2062 (635 amino acids)
Cellular component (GO): nucleus; cytoplasm
Source: RefSeq, a predicted model, not a curated record